AUGUUGUUGACUUUCCAGAAGUUCCCUCCGGGGCUUCGACCCGAAUCGAUACCUUGCAGUCCGGCGUCUCCCCGACGGGACCCCAGUUCCCGCACGUUGUUACAUGGACAUCAACAUGCCGAAGCCGGCCUUAAUAUUUGUUCAUUCAAUGUCGCUAGGCUUAAGUCCGCCAUUUAUAAAGAGCUCAAGGCCUCGAUCUCUUGGUUCUUGUCUUCAUUCAUUUUUAUCUUAAGUACUUCGCCAAUCACGUCAUACGCAGUAUACAUCAUGGCCUCAUCCGCCCUCCAGCGUCUCGUACGCUUCGUACCAAGAUCUAGUCCUUCCAAGAUCCUUAUCGGUCAGCCAGCAGACAAGGAUAUCGAUGUUGGUGCUGCCUUACGCAAGGGUCAAGAGGUUGCUGUCAAUGUUUGGUCAGGCUCAUCAGUCCUAUCCCCAGGAUCCUCGACUGGCACUACUGAAACCAUUGACCGCGUCCUGUCCCCUCUUGCCCAAAACGAGAUCGGCACUAUUCGAUGUGUCGGUUUGAAUUACAGAAAGCACGCGGCCGAAUGUGGACUUGAUCCCCCAGCAAUCCCAGUCAUCUUCAUGAAACCAGCGACAACGAUCGUCGAUCCUUGGCCAGCCCGUGGGACCAUUCCCAAGCUGAGCCAGGUUGACGAGUCUGGUGAUUACGAGGCAGAAUUGGCUGUGGUUAUUGGUAAGACGGCUAAGAACGUUAGCGAGGCCGAAGCUUUGGACUACGUUCUCGGAUAUACUGCCGCCAACGAUGUUUCCAGCCGUACUCAACAGCUUAACCAAUCUCAAUGGUCCUUCUCAAAGAGCUUUGAUGGGGCUUGUCCAUUAGGCCCAACACUGGUUCUCAAAUCUCUUAUUACAGACCCUACUAAGCUUCACAUGCGAGGGUUAAAGAACGGCGAAGUGUAUCAGGAGAGCGGCACUGAUGACCUCAUCUUUUCUGUCCCUAAGAUUAUCAGCUGGCUGUCUCAAGGUACUACACUCCCUCCAGGAACUGUCAUUGUCACUGGCACCCCCGCAGGUGUUGGAAUGGGCCGAACGCCGAAGGAUGCGCUUCGGCACGGCGACGAAUUUGCGGUUGAGAUUCUGCCUCAUAUUGGAACACUCACCAACAUAUUCGAGGAUGAGAAGAGCGGCUUCAUGACCAAGUUUAUUGUAAGAAUGUCAGGCCACGUUACUGUGCCUGAGACGAUGAAGGCAUUGAGACUGGUUGAGUUUCAUAAGAACUACAGACUUCUCCAUGAUGUCCCAGUGCCAAAGCCAAAGCCCGAUGAAGUUCUCAUCCGUGUGGCAGCCGCUGGCUUUUGUCACACUGAUAUCAUGGUUUAUCAUGGCAUAACCCAGGUACCAUUACCUUUCAUCGGCUCUCAUGAACCGGUUGGAACAAUAGUCGGUCUUGGCUCUGAUGUGUCUGAGAUAUGGCAUGUAGGGGAUCGUGUGGGAGUUACAAACUUCAUGGAUCCUUGCGAAGGCUGUAAUGGAUGUAAGUGGGCCAUGCAGGGUCUUGGGUCGCUCGAUCCACGUUUCUGUGAUAAUAGGACUAUGUGCGAGACCAUCGGCAUCAUCGGUAUAGGUGGCCUUGGAGUUUUGGGUAUUCAAUUCGCAAAGGCCCGAGGCUAUCGGGUGGUGGCUAUUGACAACCAUGAGGUUGGUUUGAAGCUCGCUUCAGGAGUUCCCUCUCACCUCCAACCGGAUCUCACACUCAAGCUUAAUGACCCAGAAACCAUUCAGAGGAUCUCUGAUUUUACCGAUGGAAUCGGUCUCGAUGCUGCCAUUGUAUGCACCAGCGACGACGAUGCUAAUGACUGGGCUGCUCAGCGAUUGCAACCAAGAGGAGUAUUGGUCGCCGCUGGCUUUCCUGAGCAUGGUCUCAAAUUCGACCCAAUGAAUCUCAUCUUGAGAGAGAUCGUCGUCAAGGGGACAGUCCAUGGUAGCAUGAGUGAGACUAGAGAGAUGAUAGAAUUUGUAGUUCAGCAUGGAAUACGCAGUCAUUUGACUUUGCUCACGAUGGAGGAGGCAGAAGAUAUCGCGGCCAAGUCAGAAGCCCGCGCUUUCACGGGUCGUCCUGUUGUCAAAAUUGGGAUGCAGUGA
Molecule: messenger RNA, 2106 nt
Organism: Fusarium redolens
Lineage: Eukaryota; Fungi; Ascomycota; Sordariomycetes; Hypocreales; Nectriaceae
Exons: 9
Coding region: 1-2106 (701 amino acids)
Molecular function (GO): acetylpyruvate hydrolase activity
Source: RefSeq, a predicted model, not a curated record